AUGGACACGAGCGAAUACGAUACUAAUACUCUAUUCAAUAAUAACAUAUCUACCAUCAAUUACCGAGUCUACGAGCCCUCUCCUGAACAGGCGUCAAGCUUUCCUUCAAUCGCCGCCGAUGUCGAGACCGAACUGAGAACCCUCAACCACAUUGUAUACUACGAUGCGAACAGACGAGUUGUGUGGUAUUUCCACAUUCCGGGCAAGGAUGUGGAGUCUGGCGACGAUACCCCGAGGGUUUUGGAUAGUAGUGUCAGCGUCGCCGGCGCAACAUUGCUGAUGGUUGACGAAGGUUCUUUUGAACCAAUAAGUUUGUUCAAGGGUCGCGCUCAAGGACAGCAAGCCUCGAAUACACCAACAAGCUCGUCGUCAAGUAAUUCGGCCCUCGACCUAUCCUUACGGAACCCGCAGAUGGGCAACUCCGGACCGCCAAGCUCCUCCGACCCCGAUUCCAAACCCCCGUCAGCCGGCGCACUCGAUUCUAGGGGCACUGGCUCUGUUCCAAUAAAGGAGGCAUACGAGCAAUUUAUUACGGCCGUUCUGUCAACAACGUCAGCAUCAUUUUGCAACCGUGUAUCAGCAAUCCCCCUGAAUCAUCGAACCGUUUUACUUGCUUCCAAGGUUACACGAGAUGGUCAGACCGAGAGAGCUCAGGACACGGAGUCUGCAGUCGUGGGAACAUUCCGCGUAUACCUCACCACGACGGGUGCACUAGUCAUAAGCUUAUCUUUAUCCUGUUGCGAGGGUCUCUUGUCUGUGAAUGAACCAUCAAGUCCGAGCCAACUUGCACUAGGCUCUCAGAUAUUGGCUGCCCCCUUCGGCGUUCUAGCGAACUACCAAGGGUUCGUCGGUGGAGGCCUGUCGUACCCCGAACUUGGCCUGGGACAGACGCCGGAUGCCCAACUUUGGAGGAAUGCGGACGCUAGAUCCUCACAAUGGAGAGAAACCUGCAUCAAAAUCCUUCAGUCCCGUGGGCUGUCUCCUGCGUUACUACAGUCAUGUCCAUGGAUCGCAUUACAAAUGCUCCGCCGGAAACCUGGCGAGUCUAGAGCUGAAGGGAAAACGACGCCACUAUCGUCCGCUGUGACUACGGUAUCUUGGCCAGCAGUCCUCUGUUUCCGCAAGAAGUCUGUCAUGCUCGCGCGAAGUAACGGCCUGGGAGAUUCUGUACUUCUGGCGCAAGACGAGACUUCUGACUUCCUUAAUGAGGCUAGAACCUGGUUUCAGUUGGGCGUUGACAGGGACGAAAAAGUCACCAAGAGGAAGAAAGAGAGGGAAGCUGCGGCAUCAAAAGAGGCUUCGGCAGCAACUUCGACACAACAACCAAACGGACAUUCGCCACUAGGGCUAAGACGGGCUAGCAAUGCGGCAGCUGCAGGCGCCAUGUAUCCAACACCGCCAGACGGAGUUCAGAACCCAUUGGGUAUCACGCCUUCGAUGGACGGGACGACCUCUAGCCCAGGUGCCCCUGGCGUCACUAUGGCGGUCGUUGACAUAGAUACUACUAUGACAGAUGCUACUGUACACGACGCAACUACGAUGCAUGGCACGCUACAACAUGAUUCCUACGCUGACGGUUGGCACUCGAACGAGCAUGCAAACGAACCCACGAAUGAGCAUUCCAACGAAAAUGGGAAAGGUCGAGCAGACUCCUUUACUGGGGGAGACAAUGAUGACAAUUUGUUUGGCGACAUGGGCCCGGACAUGUUUGGGGAUACCGACAUUACUGAUGCCGACUUCAACUUCUUCGACGAAGAGGGCGAUGACCUCGACCUAUCUGGCUUACCUGACUUGAGCAUGCCUGACGGACCACCGACGCCUGCCAUCCCCCCAGUAUCUAUGCCUGAGCCGGCAAAACUGAUGCUACCUCCGGUAGAGGAUACUAAGCCCGAACCAAGUCCUCCAGUUUUCACUAAGCCGGAGUUGAAGCAUGCGCGGAGCACAUUGAUGGACGAGGGAAAACAGCGAUCCAACACGGACAGGGCAGGCGGUAUGAAGAGAGAGUCAAGUCCUUUCGAUCCGGACAUUGUCUACAAAAGAGUUCGGGCUUCUCUAGCAGAUAUUCGCUCUGCCCCUCAAUCAACCCCUACGCGGAAAGGCAGCAUUUUUGACAGCGUUGACUUCGACCCGGUCUUGCCUCUUGUCAAUAAGAAGUACGAGCAAGGGGGCCGAUUUGAUUGCAAGCCGACGCUCCAAGGCCUGCCUCAAGAAUCCAACAACCAGCCUCUUCAUCAAGGGCCGCCUACUACCGACUACCUACGACGACACGGAAAGGGCAGGAAGCCACUGAAACAACCAGAACACACGAACGCCCUCAUCCGAACCAUCACAGGCAACCUCGAGAACAGUUCCCUGAUUGCAAGUCCCGGAAAAGGUGAUGACUUAGCAUCUGACGCCGAUGACAUCAGCCUAGUGUCAGACCAAGACGACUCGAGCACAUCAGAAGACGAGCCGACGUCGCCCUUCAAGUCAAGCAUUCGAAGACUGAACUUGGACGACGACGUUGCGUCUCACGUCACUUCCCUCAGAGACAUUGAGUCUGUCGAGGAUUCAGAUCCUACGCUGGCUUUGGACCUUCCAAAGCUAGCCAAGGCCGAAGCCUCAGAAAUGCUCAUCACGAGAUACUUUGAAGAUGCGGAGUCACUACCUAUUCAUCUUUCACUCCCAGAUGAGGAUACCAUCACCAUUGCUCAAAUUGUCACUGAGCAAGCAGUGACUGGGAGCUUGAGGAUACGUGAUGCGCAUGCGAAUACGCUGAACUCGGCAAUCAUACCCGAAACCCGGCGCCAAUUAUCAUCCCUAGGCCGGACUGCUUUGCAGGCUUUGCGCGAGGUGAUUCCCGCUUGUCUGGGUGACUUCAACACAUGCAACUUCAAAGGUGUGGUCGAGAUCCCCGACGUUCCCUUACUUGGCCCACCCAACAGACUUCAUCCGAGGCCGGUCAAUCCGCGGGAUACCAACGCAGAACCGCCAAAGCCAAAUAACCUCUUCCAGAUCCCAGCUCCUCAUAUGGAACUUCGACGUGCAGAAGCUAGACUAUCGGUCUUGCCAGCGAGCGUUCAGUUCUGGGAAAGCUUAGGAUUGGGUCCUGCCCAAGGCACAAAGGACGUCAAUGUUGUUUGUGUCUUCCCCCAUUGGGAUGGAAUGUCAGAUGUUGCUGCCGCCUUUCUGGACCGCAUGCGAAACGUUUACGAGCUUCUCAAGUUGGGCUCUUUCGAACGGCUUGCGACCAGUUCCAAGGUGGCUGAUGGCCUUCUACCCUAUGAGGUAGACAAAAUCGCCACUUCUCCAGGAACCGUCAGUCCCCACAUAGUGGCCGGUCUGGGUGACCGCAUGGAGGCACUCAACCAGGGGCUCCUAUCGGCCAAUGCCUCGGAGAAGAACUAUGUCAUAUACUUUGUAUAUCUUCCAGACCAUCCUGGGUCUAUCGUUGAGGCUUGCACUGCCUUUCAACAGCUGUUCGAGAUGCACAAAAGGACUCUGACGGACAGGCGGCAGACCCCGGUCAACGAAUUGGUCUUACAACUUGUGCCCCUGGACUUUCUUACUUCUUCUACCGGAAUAGUAGAACCGACUCCUAGCGAUGCGAUCAAAUUGGCGAUAGAAACGUACGACCGCUGUACGCUAUUUGGCGGACCGAUGCCAUCACCGGCCAUUAUGCUCGAACAGUCGCUUCCCAGAGGCAUCGACUUCAAGCUUUCUAAUCCAUCUUCAUCGUCGCUGAUGCAUGAGAACACUUGCAUUCACAUCGCCUACGCUCAGAGCAUUGACGAGAGAUGGAUAACCGCGGCGUGGACUGACAACAGGGGAUGCCAGCAGAUGACGGCAUCUUACAACCUUGGUCGCAAGGGCAAGGCGCUGUCUACAUCACUCAAUGACGUCUACCACGAGAUAUGGGAAACCACCCAUGACUUGAUUUCUAAGUGGAAAGUCCACUGGCGAGUCAUCAUCUCCAAGUGCGGGUUCAUGGAUGCGCAAGAGAUUGGGUUCUGGCAGGGUCUAGCUCAGACGGAGUCGGUGGCAACGGUCAGCUUGACCUUGAUUUCGGUCGACACGAAUCCAUCCAUGCAGUUGGUUCCGCCGGCGAUCAAAGUCCCAGCAACAACGUCCUCGGCCUUCUACACGACGCCUGUGUCUACUCCGCAAGCAUCGAUAGUGUCGCCAGAGCAGAGUGGUACGCCGGCCACGCCCAUGAAGGAAAACACAACAAGCGCCGCAACUCCGGGCGGAACACCAGGCGACGGUAAUGCCGACCCUGUCGAAGGGGACGCUAUUCUCCUCGACGUAACAGACCAGACCUGGGGCGCCGUGCUAGCGCAUCGACUGAGCAACUCUUCUUCGUUGGGCGAGCUGAACCCGGCCCUUAUUAGCGGCUACCUUGUCAAACGUGGAGGCACGAAGCUCGAAGACCCGCCUGUUGUGCUAGAGGUCAACAUUGUGCAUGCGGACAACAACCCGCGCAUGUACGAGCCUCUCAUGCGGGAGAUGCUUACCUACUUCAGGGGUCUUGGAACCCUAGCUCGCGCGAGGGGGGUUGUAGACAGAGGAACGGAUAUACGUCCCUGGCACAUCGCGGCGGCGGAGAAGGGUGUUCGGGCAUUAUACCUUUUGAUGUGA
Messenger RNA from Colletotrichum acutatum, 4617 nucleotides. RefSeq names its product mediator complex subunit 13 C-terminal-domain-containing protein. Bases 1 to 4617 code for a protein of 1538 amino acids. Gene Ontology annotation, cellular component: mediator complex. Gene Ontology annotation, biological process: positive regulation of transcription by RNA polymerase II. Gene Ontology annotation, molecular function: transcription coactivator activity. The transcript is spliced from 2 exons. NCBI's taxonomy places the organism in Eukaryota, Fungi, Ascomycota, Sordariomycetes, Glomerellales, Glomerellaceae. The record is from RefSeq and is a predicted model, not a curated record.